GGCAGACAUUGUCCAUUUUAUGUUUAAUUUUCUGAGAUAGGAUCAUUCCUUUUCUCUAUCUUCAACUCUUGUACCUUGUUUUGUAUUUCCUGUUGGGUUCUCUUAAAAUUUCAUAUUUCAUUGUGGAAUUACUUUCAUUUGCCUCUAUAUGUGUAUCUUCUGAUUCAAGAGCCACCUUUUCCACUUGUUUAAGCUUGAAUUCCCUUCUUCCGUUCGUCUCGAGUUUCCCGAUGAACCUCUUAAUCAUGUUGAUCUUAAUCAUCAGACUCUGGAGAGACUCUUCAGAUCUCAUCAGAUUUUUCAGCGGGCAUUGACAUGCAGCCAUGACGCACGUGAUACUCAACGUUUAUUUUGCCAAACGACUAGUUCAGUGUUACAUUAAAUGCUUUUUCAGGUGGCCUGCUUUGCGUAUGAUACUGCUCGUUACAAAUUUCAGAUUUUAUCCAAUUUCUAUCCAAUAAUAUGCUACAGCCAAUUAAGGCCAAUAUCCUUCACCUGCGCCUAAAUUCACGUUUGACAUAUCUUCCGUCUACCCACUCGCAAUUUUACUUAUAUGUUGCUUUUUGUUUUCAUCUUAAAUUUCAUAGUCCUUUCCCAAUAAUUUUCACUUUACCAAUCGUUAGCGCUGUGUCAUGUUAGCUCAUGAACAAUAAUGAAUUUUGUAGUUAUAUUUAGCUUUACGCUUAUCAUUAUUCUAAUCUUGUGGUUCAAGCACGUAUACAGUCGACUUAUCUUGCACAAGGUCAGUCGUGUAAAGCCGUCAACAAGACCAAGUGGUACAUUUUCGUGUUACUUCCGAAAAAGCUGGAAAUUCACUUUCGUCCUUUAUAAUCACUGGUGCUCGAAUCAUGGAAAGCACAGAAACCAAAUACUACGUGUUCUCGCGGAGGAGUUGGAAACAUGAUGGCUCGCAUGAGAAACCUCACAUAUUUAGGGGUAGCUGUAAUUGUAGUUUUCUUCAUGAUAGCAUUUAUGUCAGACUCGCUGAAUCUGAACAGCUUCCUUCAUCCUGCACCACGUGCUCCUCGCAUUGGAAAACCUUAUGCUCCAGUUGUUAAAGAUAUAAACAAAAACACUAUGGCUCCAGAUGACCCUACAGUUAUACAGGUUCUGCGUGAACGAUUUCUGAAUCCUCCAUCGAAAUUACCAUAUAAUUUGAGUCAUCCAGAAGAUGAAAAUCCUUCAAUGGGUCAAGCUCAGAGAAUUGAUUUUAUACUUAAAGGAAAGAAAAAAGGGUUCUACAUAGAGUGUGGUGCUCUUGAUGGAGAGGUUCGAUCCAAUACAUUGUUUUUUGAAAGACAGCGAGAUUGGCAAGGAUUAUUGAUUGAAGCAGAUCCAAAAAAUUAUCAGGAGUUGAUAUAUAAGCAUAGAAAGGCUUACAUAUCGCCAGCAUGUUUAUCUCCUACUUCAUAUCCAAGUUCAGUAAUGUUUGAGCAGCAAGAGAACCAAGGCCAUAUAGUUGGGAAACAGGAUAAUCCAUCUGGUGGCUCUGAGCUUGGUGCCAUCAUAGAGAUGCAGUGCUUUCCAUUAUAUUCAUACUUGGUUGCACUUAAUGUGACAACUGUUGAUUACUUCAGUCUCGAUGUUGAAGGUGCAGAAUUUAGCAUCCUGAAGACUAUUCCUUGGGACAAAGUUGACAUAAAGACUUUGUCAGUUGAGUUCAUCCAUGACCAUGAAGGGAAAGCAGCAAUUCAGGAGUACAUGACUGAUCUUGGGUAUUAUGUUCAUUCAGAGGUAACGCAUGUUAAUUGGCUGGCAAAUGACUUUAUUUUUGUGAAAAAAUGAGGUUAUCAACAGUUUUAGCUAAUUUUUAUGGUUAUUUUUGUGUAUAUAUAUAUAUUAUCACAAAUCUAUGUAUGUUAAUGAAAUAUUUAUAGGUGAUGUUAUUACUUCAAAAUACCAAUGAAUUUGAGAAAAGGGGAAUGUAGUGUCCUGUGAUUGUAUUAAAAUAUGUAUGACAUAAUAGAACUCGAAAUUUGCAUGAAUGAUGGUGUGAAUGACAUUAUUUUCAAGGGGGCGUCCGGCCAAUGCGUUUUUUUAAUGACAUGACUCUGACAUUCAUACAACUUAAAGAGGUAAAUUAGGACAUCACCAAACCCCAUAUCAUUUUUGCCGCUGACCUUCGGUUUUGUGACUCCAGUGUGAUUUAUCCUGAAAAUAAGUUUUUUUUUCAAAUUCUACCUCUUCCCUUGAUAAUUGAUAUCAAAACCUGGGAUGACUACCAUAUAUAGACCGUAAAUGAAAUGGAUUUUUUUUUCUAAAAGUACUUUUUUGUGUGUGGAAUUUUUUCAUUUUGGAUGUAAAAAAUUCUGCAAAAUAAGGAAAAAAAUUAAUAAAAAAUAGGAGAAUAAAAAGGGGCCUGAUUUGGUUGUUCUAUGUCUCCCCAAGUUAUAUAGUACCAAUUUUCAAUGCAAUAGCUAAAACUGAGGGAGGAGAUAGAAUUUGAAAGUUAAUAAGCAUAUUUUUGAGAUACAGGCAUUAGGUUUUUUUUUUUCUUUUUAUCCAAAGACAAUGUUAAUAACUUAGUUAUUUUUGCUUAUUUCUUUUUGUGUAUUAAAAAUAAAAAAUAUGUUGUUUAUUAUAAUUUAAUCAUGAAUGAAGAUCCCUUUGCUCAAUAUCUUUCGUCUUCAGGCUCCUGCCCCCCCGCCCAUUCCUGUAGCAGAGUAUUAUCUCCUUAUGAGAGGUUUCAUAGUUGCCCAAGCUACUCACUGUGGCCAGGUUUUAUUCUGAAAUGCUCCUGCUUUGUAUUCUUUUGAUUUUUCAGUUCUUUCUUCUUUACUAGGAAUUUCUUCAGUUUGGUUCAAAUCUAGUUCCUUUGCUUAUCUUGCAUUUUCACUCCAUUGCAACCCAUAAUUUCUUUAUUCAUAACAAUCCAUGUUUUGCCGAUGUUAUUUAGAUUGGCUUUGAUAAAGUAUGAUGUCUGAUGUCUUCAAUGAAGUGUUCAUAUCAAAUAACCUGUUUUUACUGCCAAGUGCACUUAUCCUUCUCCUUUUGCAUCAUGGUUAUGGUCACUUCUCUUUCAUCAUCUGAAGUUUUUAAUCUGUUGGGCAUUCAUUUGCCUACAUGGUUUUAUACAUUCAAUUUUGGUGACAUUUAUAGUUUCAUAAGGACCUGCACCAUUGUUCAUAGAUAUGAUAGUAUUGUACACACUCGAAGAUGGAAGUAUAUAUUGUACACACUCGAAUCUCCAUCUCCCACAAAUGUGACUUCUCUAAAUCCAAGAUUUUCAGAGGGUGAAAAAAAUUCUUAUAGCUCCUUCAGCCUCCAUUCCUGCUGAAGUUCCUUUAUAAUUUAUUUUGCAUUCAUGAUCAUGCAAAGUUGUCCAAACAUUGUAGUCCUCUUCUGUUAUUUGCUUGUUUUUCAGGGUUUGCAUGUACAAGUAUUUCAAAACUCAAUGAGGACUUGAAAGUAUAACAUAUCCUGUUUGUGUAUACUUCAACAAUGACUCCCAUUCCAACAUUUGACACAUGACAUCUCGUCAUUCACGUGCCAUUGUGCGACACGUCGAUAUUAAAGAUUCCAUUUUCAUGCGGAUGCAUAUUCAGCUCUGUGUAAUAUCUCAUUAUUUUGUCAUAUAUGACUUCCUGCUUUUCAUUGUGACUUCCUGCUUUUCCUCAUAAUGUUAAACCAGUUUUCUAUAAAUAUACUUCUAGUACCUCUUGAGCUUAUAAUUUCCCAUUGAUUUGAUUCCCAUUGCUGCUUGAAGACAUUUUAUUCCCGCAAAUCCAUAAUCUUCCAAAAUUGAAUGGUGAAUCAAGGCAGCAUUUUUUCUGAAUAUAUGGUGAACCAUUUUCUUUUAUUACUUCAUUUAGUGAGCAUUCCUAUGGAAACGAUGUUGCUUUCAGGCAUUAUUUGUGGCAACAUCUUUUUGCUUUUGUUUCAAAACCUUUAUUUAUAAAUUGAAUUUCAUAAUCCUUAUUACUUUUACAGCCAGGCAUCUGUUUUCCAUGAAUUUAUUGCAAUCGUUUUCUACAUAUGAGAACAAGUUGAUUAUAUUCCUCUUCAUCUAUAUUUUCACUGUUAUUACUGCUUUCCUCACUUUCCAACAAUGAGGUACUUACAGAAAUAAGAUUCCUGGGAGUGGAUGUACCACGAUUAGGGGUGGGGUCAGAUGAGGCUAUAGCCUCGGCCACACUAUCAGCCAAAGCAGGCACUUCUUCCUCCAUUGCAGCCUUCUCCCUCGUUCCCUCACUGAUAGCACCAAUAUCUGCGAUAUUAGGGUUCUUCUGAGACUUCUUACCAGCAACUUUCUUUUGUAGUGUGUUGAUGAGAUGUUUUCCCUGUUUUAUCCUCUUUGUCAAGUCAUGGAGCCUUAACAGUUGCCACUGUACACAUUUUGUUUGUUAUUACAAAUGUAAUACAGUGUUCCCCCAUAUUUGCAGGGGAUGCUUAAAAGUGACUAUUUUGUUUGUUAAAACUCAAGAAAAACCGACUGAAAAUGUUUAUACCUGAUUUUUUUAUAGUUUUCACAAGAAGUGCAUUUUAUGAAAUAAAAAAAAAAACCAGGAAUUUGUGGAUAUUUGUCUUAGAAAAAUACUGCGAAUAUGCAAAUUUCCUGCGAAUAAUGGGGGUACAUGUUCCAAAUAGCAAUCCGCGAAUGCAUGAGUCCAUGAAUACAGGAGGUUCAUUGUAAUAAUUAUAAUUUGUGGUACGAGAGGAAAUAUUGCAUUUUUUUUUUUCCCACCAUAUGUAGGCUAUCCGGACGCCCCUGUUAAUUUUAUUUGGAGGACUAGCAGGGAACUCAAAUUUGUACUCUGUUUUAAAUAGUGCUAUGAAUGUUGUAGCACUCGCUAUUAGGUUAUUGAAAUGAAGGUGUAAAGUACUAAAUUUUGUACUAAAAUUUGUUUGAUCAUAAUAAGAAAUUUUCACCAAAUUGACAUGACUUGGCUAGUUUGAAUUAAGAAAACUGUGUGUUGACGUGAGUAUGUUCUUCAUAUUCUUCUCUAGCAUGGGACCAUAGAUUACAUUGUUCUUGGAUAGACAAAGUAGUAUGUAUGCAAUAGUAGUUCUUAAUUUAACUUCAUUAGUUAGUUAGGUUGUGGUUUUAUGGGUUAGGAGUUUGGUAAUUAUUUGUAUUGUCAUGUUCUUGUUUUAUCUAAGCCAGUUAUAUUGUGCUGUUUCGUCACUGUUUGCUGAAAUUCUUCCUUUUAGAAAAUGUUGACGAUUCCUUAAACCAUAGCUAUGGUUGCUUCGUUGAAAUACAAAACAAAAUUCUAUUUUGGACAUAUAUUUGUCUGGAAGACUUUCUAACAAUACAGUAAGCAGUUGUUUUAUUUGGUUGUACAUUUUAUUGUAAACUACACAAGCCCUUUAGUGUAACACACUUCUGUUUUGUGCACCCUGUACUUUCAGUAACACUAAAUAUUUCCAAAAACCUUCGUCAAAAAUUUAAAAAAAGAAGCAGAGGUAUCUGUUUUUGGGGAUGUAGAUUGAUUUGAUUUCUGUAUCAGUAGUAACAUACUGUAGCUCAUGUCGAUCAUCAUUAAUAAGUCAAAAUUAGUGUUGUAGGAUAAUUUUCAUAUUGGAGCCACAAUGUCUAAUUUUCUUGCAAAAAGAGUAGUCAUCAAAUGACUGUUGAUAUAGCAUUUUAUUCUAGUUUUUGUAGUGCUUGGCACUCAGUUUUUCUUAGAGUAAGAUAGGUAACUGUAGUGGUAGGUUUUAGUGAAAUCUGUUUUCUUGCCAUGCCUUAUUGUAAUCAUUGCUUUGAUAAGCAAGUUAAGUAUUAAUGUAGCAUCUAGUCUUAGUAAAAAUUGUUGUAGAAUAGGUUCACUCUUCAUAAUUGAUAUAUACAUUUUUGUAUUCAUUAUUUAGGGAAGCAUUCCAAACUUUAUUCACAGUCAAUUGUUGUAUGAAAGGUAUGCAGCUGCUUAGGAUUUUAAUAAUGGCGAUCCAGGUAUGCAUUAAGUGCUGAUUUUCUUCGGUAUCUCAAAAUAAUUUUAUUGUAUAUUGUUAGAUGUAUCAUAGCAUGUAAGAAAUUAAUCUUUAUUUGUGCAAAAUCUUGGUCCCUUCAUAACUAGUUUCUUAACUAUAUAUGAACAAUUAAGUAAAAAUAAAUUAAAAUUAAUUUUUAAAAAUUAAAGUAUGUAAUUAGAAAUAAAAAAUGAACUAAUGGCCCAAAGUUAAAUAAAUAGAUAUUUACAAUUUUUCUCUCUUUUUGAUGACUAAUUUUUUUUAAAGUCCUGCAGGUAAUAGGCUCUGCCAUAAAUUGUAAAUAAGACUUCUACAGAGGAGUAUCAAAGAGAAAAGUAACAUUGUAAUAGUGUGCAGAGGGUUUUUCUCCCUUUUUCAUUACAUAAGUAAACUUUCAGUAUUUAUAUUUUCAAGUCUCUGGAUAUCCCUGGGAUACUACUAUCUGGUACACAUUCUUUGUAAUGUGUUCCUCGAAAUGCACUAGCUAUGAAUCUAUAUUUUGUGGUCAGAAAUUCAAAAUCUCCACAUUUUUUAUGCAUGUGCUCUGAUGUCUGUUGCAUAGAGUAGUGCAGGUCCUACACACACAAUCAUAUAUUUUUUGUCACUCAUACAUUUUCUCACCAAUUUGCUGUUUGUUUUCAACUGAUUCAAGGCUGUUGCUCUUUUAUAGAAGUUGUUGUUGUUGUUGUUGUUGUUUUUUUGUCAUAAUCAUCCUAUUCGACUGGUUGGUUUUUAUACUGUGAGAUUCCAGGUUGCAUCCUGCCUCCUUAGGAAUCCAUCACUUUUCGUACUAUGUAUGCUGUUCCUAGUAGCACACACUUCUGCAUGAGUCCAGGAGCUAUUAUGGCAUCUAGCUUUUCUAGAUUCCUUUUCAGGGAUCCUGUUAUUUUCCCUAGUGUUCCUAUGAUUAUGGUUACAAUGUCCACUGGCAUAACCCAUAUCCUUAUUCUAUUUUCUGGUCUUAGAUAUCAGUCCGUUUUUUCUUUCUUUCUCAUCUGCUCUGUCCCAUGGUAUUGCAACUUCAGUGAGUGAUGAUUUCUUCUUUAUUUUGUCAAUCAACAUCAUGUUUGGUCUAUUGGCAUGUUUCACCCUAUUUGUUCUGAUACCAUAUCCUAGAGGAUCUUUGCCUGAUCGUUUUCUAUUACCCCCUCUGGUGUGUAUGAGUAUACCACUUACUGCAAGCUAGCUGAUGUUUCUUGCACAGGUUCCUUCUGUUUCCUUCUGGAGUUCUCCCCUCUGUAGCCAUUGCUAUGUUUCAUCAUUGGCCAGUUGUUUAAUCUGUCUAGUACUGUAUGUGCAAUUGUUUGUUGUGCCAUUCCUCUGUUCUCUCAUUCUCCUGUCUGUAUAUUUUUGGGUCUUCAUCUACUUUUAUUAGUCCUUCUUCCCAUGCACUCCUUAGCCACUCAUCUUCACUGGUUUUCAGAUAUUUGCCCAGUGCUCUGCUCUCGAUGUGGAUGCAGUCCUCUGCUUAGCAGUCCUCUCCUUCCUUCCUUGCAUGUUAUGUAUAGUCUGUCUGUAUUUGCUCUUUGGUGUAGUGCUUUGUGUAUUGUUAUGUGUUUCAUAGUUUUCUGGUCUAUGCUGCGAAUUCAGCCUUCGUCAACUUCACUACUGCGCUGUACCUCAUUACUGGUAUUGCCCAUGUGUUUAUGGCUUUCGUCAUGUUUCCUGUUUCCAGUGUUGAGUUUUGACUUGAUCACUUUAAAUCUCUGCAGAUAUUCUUUCCUGUCCUUCAUUUCUUGGUGUUUUGUAUACUCUUCUAUUAUUCCCAGGUAUUUGCAUCCUGUCUCAUCUAUGUGUUUGAUCCUACAUGUCUGGUAUAUCUUAUCCCUUCAUUCUUGAUCACUGCAUUUUUAUAUCUUAACCAAGGUGCAUUUUAUUUUUUUUUUCUACCACAGUCAUCCUAUUCGACAGGGUGGUUUUUAUAGUUUGGGGUUCCAGGUUGCAUCCUGCCUCCUUAGGAGUCCAUCACUUUUCUUACAAAAACGGCACACUCUUCUGCCUGAGUCCUGGAAUUACUUCAGUAUCUAGUUUUUCUAGGUUCCUUUUCAGGGUUCUUGGGAUUGUGUUUAGUGUUCCUAUGAUUAUGCCUACAAUUUCCAUUAGCAUAUCCCAUAUCCUUCUUAUUUCUAUUUUCAGGUUUUGAUACUUUUCAAUUUUUUCCCUUUCUUUCUCAUCUACUCUGGUGUCCCAUGUCCCAUGAGUGAUACUUUCUUCUUGAGUUUGUCAAUUAACAUCAUGUCUGGUCUAUUGGCAUAUAUCACUCUAUCUGUUCUGAUACCAUAGUUCCCAAGGAUCUUUGCCUGAUAGUUUUCUCUUAAUUAUUAUU
Molecule: messenger RNA, 8236 nt
Organism: Macrobrachium nipponense
Lineage: Eukaryota; Metazoa; Arthropoda; Malacostraca; Decapoda; Palaemonidae
Product: protein Star-like
Exons: 6
Coding region: 901-1785 (294 amino acids)
Source: RefSeq, a predicted model, not a curated record